UCAGCACCAUAAGAUGGCUUGUUUAUUGUCUAUAAUUAAAUGAUCUGUACCCCUGUGAUCGACUACUCUGGUUCCUGCUCCUCAUAUGUCCACAAAUUCACCACAGUAACAAAAUGGAACCUAUUCUAUCUGCACAUGAAAUCGGCGAAGGACUUCCCGUUUUGAUCAUUCAUGGAUGGAAGAUGGAGGCAAGAGUCGAGGAGCUGGACUUUGAGCCCGUUUUCAGCAAAACACCGGGACUUCGCCGGAUUUACGUGGACCUUCCAGGCAUGGGCGCAACACCUGCAAAUAAUGUCAAGGAUCUGGACGAUAUCUACCUUCGCCUGGUGCAAUUCAUUGAUUCUCGACUUGGGAGGUCAAGAUUCUUACUUGUCGGCUCAUCAUGUGGCGCGUACCUUGCACGUGCGAUAGCUCAAAAAUAUAUUGAGCAAGUCGAUGGUCUACUAUUGCGCGUACCGCUCAUAGAGCCAAAGGACAGCAUGCGCGAUCUCGAUGCUUUCAAACCUCUGGUUGCAAAUAAGCAACUCAUGUCGGACAUGUCGGCCGAAGACAAGGGUCUUCUUGGAAACGUUCUCGUUCAAACGCCUGCUUACGUUCAAAAUUUGAAGGCAAAAUACGAGGAUGUUUUGCUUCCAGCGGAGAGGAAAGCCGACAGUAAGGUGUUAGAUCCGAUCCGAGAAGAUCCACAUCGAUAUCAGUUAUCUUUUUCCUUGGACAAUGAAGGUGCCAAGUUCUUUGCACCCACGCUUGUUAUAUGUGGUCGGCAAGAUGAGAGCGUUGGCUAUCGAGACAGCCUUCGCUUGCUGGAGCUCUAUCCACGAUCAACCUAUGUUGUUCUAGAUCGUGGUACGCAUGGCCUUCCUAUCGACGAGACAAGUGUUUUUGAAGCCCUUGUUCGUGACUGGAUAACCCGGGUUAAUGAAUGGCGAGGUCGCACGGACAGAGAAGUGUAUGGUGACUCUAUAGAUGGAAGGUAGUGCACCAAUCAAAAGGGUAAGUAGCCUGCAACAUAAUGCUCUAAGGAGGGAACUAGAUGUGAUGCCAUGGCAGUUAACCCAGGGGAAAGGCCAUGACAAUGAAAGAACUGCAGAAAUGCACUUCUACGAUGUGCGGAAAAGCCCUGAAUAUAUACAUAUAUAUAUGUGAUAGCCCAAAUUGAAUGGGAUUAGGGUCUU
Aspergillus novofumigatus IBT 16806 is the source of this 1175-nucleotide messenger RNA. RefSeq names its product alpha/beta fold hydrolase. NCBI's taxonomy places the organism in Eukaryota, Fungi, Ascomycota, Eurotiomycetes, Eurotiales, Aspergillaceae. Bases 114 to 977 code for a protein of 287 amino acids. The transcript has a single exon. The record is from RefSeq and is a predicted model, not a curated record.